Messenger RNA from Saccharomycodes ludwigii, 2046 nucleotides. RefSeq names its product Ndc1p (gene NDC1). The coding region runs from base 1 to 2046 and encodes 681 amino acids. Gene Ontology annotation, molecular function: spindle pole body-nuclear membrane anchor activity. NCBI's taxonomy places the organism in Eukaryota, Fungi, Ascomycota, Saccharomycetes, Saccharomycodales, Saccharomycodaceae. The record is from RefSeq and is a predicted model, not a curated record. The transcript has a single exon. Gene Ontology annotation, cellular component: nuclear pore transmembrane ring; spindle pole body. Gene Ontology annotation, biological process: nuclear pore organization; spindle pole body localization.
AUGAGGAAAUCUUAUAGUGACAUUACCAACAAUGCUAGUGGUAACAUUAGACGUAUGGUCAGCAAUAUCAAUCCAAGUUACCACAAGAUAUUUAGUAGCAUUUGUAAAAUUAGAUUCAGUUAUCUAGCCACAAGAUUUCUUUUCACAUUAACUAUAUCAACAUUUGUAUCAAUAAGAUUAUUCCAAAAAUUUAUUUUCAGACACUUAUAUUAUGAGUAUUAUUAUAUGUAUAGCCAAAAUGCCAUCAGCAGCAACAACAAUAAUUUUUUAUUAAAUAUUCUAAUUCUACUUCCUAUUAAGUUAUUGGCCCUUUAUUUAGGAAUAAUAAUUAUUUACAUUACAAGAAAGUAUUAUUUACAUGUCACUUACAAUACUACUAGUGGAAUUACUUAUCUUAAACGCACUUUUAAAAAAAUAACACUUUAUGAGUGUAUUUAUAUUGCAAGCUUUGUUUUGAUUAAUUCAUCCUGUUUAAAUAUUUUCAAUAUAUAUUCAAAUUUUAAUACCACUUUCCGAUUCAAAACUGUUGUUACUUUUAUUGUUCCAUUGAUAUAUUCCACACAACAUGUUAUUUUCGAUUUUGAUAGGUUAUUUUUUGUUAACAAGAAAAGCAUUAACUACCAAUCUCCCCAAACAUAUAUAACCUCAAGAUUAAAGAAAUCUUUGGAGAAAACAUUUUUUUUAUCGCUAUUCAGUUUUUUUACAAUUUUGAUCAUAUACAAAGUGGACCCUUUAUAUGCUGUUGCUUCUAUUAAUAUUAACAAGCUACCAAAAUUGAGCGAUUUGUUUUUAUCUUUGAUGUCGAUUUCCAUUACACUCCAACUUUGGGAAUGGGCUAAUAUUUCGUUUAACGCAUAUUUAUCCAUUGGUCCAUUGCAUAGAGGCACACUUCUAAGUUCUUUAUCUUCUUCUUCCUUUUUUUCUUCCCCAAAUUCUGCUUCCCCAAUGGAGACUUUGAUAUCUGGUUUGAAAUCAAAGAAUAAUUUUACCAAAUUGACUGCAUUUCAGGAAUUAUCAUAUAGAGCGAGAAGUUCACAUGUUCAAUUCAGAUAUCCAAUUUACCAUCAAAGCCGUCAGGUCUGGCCUAGCAUUUUAGCAGAAUGUUUCAAUACCAUCAAUGAUACCAAUACCAAAGUUUCAGAAUAUUUAUUGAAAGUAGACACCAUAGGCCAAGGAAAAAAUUAUACUAGUGUUGAGGAGAAACAGAGAAGGGAAGGUUCUAUGUAUGACCUAGAUACUACUAAUAACGGCGAUAAUCUUUUUGGCAACGAUACAAAAACUUUUGAAAACGGUAGUUACAGUACUUUAUACAACACAAACUAUUACAACAACAACAAUAAUAAUAGCAAUAACAACGCAUUUAAUAUUUAUUCAAAUAAAAACAUUUUUUUAAACACUAAUAAAAGUAAAAGUAGUGCUAAUGAUAAAGGUAUGGAAGAAAAUUUUACUAGUGAAAGCGUCCAGACAAAUAUACUUUCCACUAUCGUAAUCCCAUUCAUAAUUAAAAUGGUAAAUAUAGGUAUCAGCAGGUUCUUUUUCCCCGAUGUGGUUGCUAAUUCUGCUAAUAACAUUAACAACACAGUUACAGAUGGAACAAUUAUACCUACAAACUUAAUUACAGAAAAUUUAAAAAAUUUGAACAGGAAGCUUUUCAGUAAUGUUCAACGGGAUUCCAUUAGAUUAUGUCCAUUGCCAAAUGUUUAUGCCGAUUCUGUCUUAUCUUUGACCGGUAUUUUAUUAAAUGCAUUGGAAGAAGAACCUCAUAGUAGUUGUACCGGGAAUAUUGGGGAUGUUUUGAAAAUAUUAGAAAGAUCAAUUAGUAUCUUGGGAGGAUUUGUGGAAUAUUCAGAAAAAAUUCAUAAAUUGGAUAAUAAAACUGAGCAGGAAGUUAUUCCUAAGACUGUUUUAUCCAUAUUAUACGAUCUAAGCGUCAAUGCGUUUUUAGAAUUAGUUUUGAGAUAUAAUGAAACUUUAAAUAAUAUUUAUCUGGAUGAAGAAGUAAAGAGUUUAGUUAAAUGGGUUUCUGAAAUGAUAAAUCAGGAAUGA